This is a messenger RNA of Scomber japonicus (chub mackerel), 2568 nucleotides long. RefSeq names its product proton myo-inositol cotransporter-like. The coding region runs from base 301 to 2160 and encodes 619 amino acids. NCBI's taxonomy places the organism in Eukaryota, Metazoa, Chordata, Actinopteri, Scombriformes, Scombridae. Gene Ontology annotation, molecular function: myo-inositol:proton symporter activity. Gene Ontology annotation, biological process: transmembrane transport. The transcript has 10 exons. The record is from RefSeq and is a predicted model, not a curated record. Gene Ontology annotation, cellular component: membrane.
GACCUCGACGUGUUCUUGUUUUUCACUUGUUGAAUUUUUCGAGCUGCUCUUUUUGAACACAGCUGGACAGUAGUUGGAUGUCUGAUACUAAAGAAUGCAACAUCAAUAUCUCCUUUUGUGUAAACCCACUUAUCUUCAACUCUACCUUGUUUUGGGGGCGUUGCACCACAUAUGACUGUAUCUAUGACACCAUGCUGAAGGUGUCAUGUGUCACCUUAGAGUAAAAGAAAUACCUGCUGCAAGAAGUUGCUGUCUUGUCACCUGACUGACUUCUGGUGAGCCUAACUCUUGGUUUCCCCUAUGUUCAGCAGCCACGAUGAGUACAGCUUGAAGCACAUGGGCAACCUCAUGAGCAGCAGGAGGCAGAAAGAUGGAGAGGAGAAUCUCAUUGGGCCCUCAUCAUCUGGGGAUGCUGCCUCCAGCGAGGACAUCCUGGAUCGAGAUGCCUCCACUCCGGUGUUUGUCUAUGUGUUGGCGUUCUUCUCUGCCCUGGGAGGAUUCCUAUUUGGGUAUGACACUGGGGUGGUCUCGGGGGCUAUGCUGCUCCUGAAGAAGGAGAUGAACCUGAACACUCUGUGGCAGGAGCUGCUGGUUUCCAGCACGGUGGGAGCCGCUGCGUUAUCUGCCCUGAGUGGCGGCUCGCUGAACGGAUGGCUGGGACGCAAGAUCUGCAUCCUCAUUGCCAGCUUCAUCUUCAGCAUUGGUGGUAUUAUCCUGAGUUUAGCUCCAGACAAAGUGGUCCUUCUGGUGGGCAGAAUCACAGUUGGUUUGGGUAUAGGUAUUGCCUCUAUGACGGUUCCUGUGUACAUCGCAGAGGUUUCCCCGUCACACCUGAGAGGUCAGCUGGUCACCAUAAACUCCCUCUUCAUCACCGGUGGCCAGUUCAUUGCCAGUGUGAUCGAUGGAGCUUUCAGCUACAUGAGCCGUGACGGCUGGAGGUACAUGCUGGGUCUGUCCGUUGUCCCGGCUGCACUGCAGUUUGUGGGCUUCUUCUUCCUGCCAGAGAGCCCCCGCUGGCUUCUUCAAAAGGGCCGGAGCCAAGAGGCCCGUCAGAUUCUCAGCAGGAUCCGAGGAGGCCGGAAUGUCGACGAGGAAUUCGACACCAUCAGAACCAGCAUCGAGGAAGAAGAGAAAGAGGCGGGUGGAGGAGGCGUUGUUAUUCUACGCAUCCUCAGGCAUGGUCCAACUCGCAGGGCUCUCAUCGUUGGCUGUGGCCUCCAGAUGUUUCAACAGCUGUCUGGGAUUAACACCGUCAUGUACUACAGUGCAACCAUUCUGCAGAUGGCGGGGGUGAGUGAUGACAAACAGGCGAUCUGGUUGGCCGCUGCAACCUCUGCCACCAACUUUGUGUUCACCUUAGUCGGAGUCUGGCUUGUGGAGCGAGUCGGCCGCAGGAAGCUGACACUGGGCAGCCUUAUAGGUACUGGUCUGAGUCUGUCUUUGUUGGCAGUCGGCUUCUUGCUUUCAGCCCAGAACUCACCAUCCAUCACCCUCCAUCCGGUCGACCCUCACAACUCAACCUGCAGACUAUACCAAUCCUGUGAAUCCUGCAUGCUGGACCCAGAUUGUGGAUUUUGUUAUCGCGAAAACGGCACCAGAGUGUACGAGUCCUCCUGCGUCCCCGUCAAUCAAGAGUCCAUAGAUCACGCAGCGUGGGGAAGGUGUUCUAACCUGACAGAGGCAGCAGGCGGCCCAAUCUGGGCUUACAACUACUGUCCCACAACCUACUCCUGGAUCGUCCUGAUGGGUCUCAUCCUCUAUCUGGCAUUUUUUGCUCCAGGUAUGGGAACCAUGCCUUGGACGGUGAAUUCAGAGAUCUAUCCACUUUGGGCCCGCAGCACCGGCAACGCCUGUUCAGCCGGGGUCAACUGGACCUUCAAUGUCCUGGUGUCUCUCACCUUCCUUCAUGUCACAGAGUUUCUGACUUAUUACGGUGCGUUCUUCAUGUACACGGGUCUAGUGGUGUUGGGUAUCCUUUUCGUCCAGGGCUGCCUGCCAGAGACGCAGGGUCUGCAGCUGGAAGAGAUCGAGAACCUGUUCACCGGUCCGCUCUGCUCUUGCGGAGCCUCUUCACCCAACGACAGUCGCCACAUCCAAUACAUCCGGGUAAAAGGCAGCAACUACCUCCCUUCUGACAACGAUGCCUCCGAUGUAGAGUAGUCCGGGAAGAAUCUGUCCUUCCACUCUGUCUUUUGGGGUUUCAUGACUUUUGACUGAGGAGUGGGAAGAUUGGUGAUGUGGAGAGGAAACGUCUUUGGUGGUUGAGACCAAAAAAUGAGCAAAAACUUAUGGCUUGAGUGAUGGAUUGUAAGUGGCUCUUUCCCCCACUUCGUUUUUUUCCUUCCUACCUGUCUCUCACCUUGGUUUGGUUUGGAGUCGGUUUGGUCUGCUUCUUCUCAUUUCCAAUCAUCUUGUCUGCCAUCGUAAAAGGAAACAUUGGAGUGAAACUUUCCAGGAUGUGACUGAACAGUGGUGCUUGAAUUAUUACCGUCCGUAAGUGGUAAAAUGAUAAUAUCACAAAAUUGAAACUGAAAAUGAUGGAAAUCUUUUAAAGGGAAUUCCAUUGAA